Messenger RNA from Mus caroli (Ryukyu mouse), 3039 nucleotides. It is a transcript of the gene Sync, whose product is annotated as syncoilin, intermediate filament protein. Gene Ontology annotation, cellular component: cytosol; Z disc; intermediate filament. The record is from RefSeq and is a predicted model, not a curated record. Gene Ontology annotation, biological process: intermediate filament-based process. Lineage: Eukaryota; Metazoa; Chordata; Mammalia; Rodentia; Muridae.
GGAUUAAAGACGUGCGCCACUACCGCCCAGCAACAGAUGACUUAUUUUGGCUGGGAAAUGAACCUAGUACUCCUGCCUGCUAGGCAGGUGCUCGCCCCUCAGUCUCAGCCCUAAGCCUAGAAAGAUGCUCUGACUAUGAUAUUUCAGAGGCUUUUAGGCUUGUGCUAAAUGGGCUAGGUACGGUGGUCUCCAGGCUCCCUCCACUUACAGAACUCAGGUGGGCCUUCCACACUUUGCCCUUUGGCUUGCUGGCCCCUGCAUCGAGCGGCGUCAUCGAUGAGCAGCCUACAAGAGACUAUUCAUGGAACCACACACCGAGGCGAGUUUUCCUCUUCAGGAGUCAGAAUCCCCGAAGGAGGCCAAGACCUUUAACCCAGAGGCCACUCUGUCUUUGGAGGGGACUGUGAACCUAGAGGACAUUCUCUAUCUGGGGGCAUCGGGGGACUUUGAAGAGAGCUUUUAUGAAGUAGAAUCUGAGAAGCCAGAACAGACACUGUUUAUCGACGAAUCGAGGCAGCCAGACGAGGCGCUGGGCCUAGAAGAGCCAGGGUGUCCAGAGGAGAUGCUGUUUGUGGAGGAAUCCGUGAGGCCAGAUGAGGUGCAAAUUUCAGAGCAGCCUGUGGAGCCAGCUAAGAGCCCAACUGCUUGUGAGGGAGAAAUGGUGGCCACGGAGGGAAGCCUGCCAGCUCAACCGAUUCCCAACACCGAGGAGGAUCCCCUCAGCGUGGAGGACCUGGAGCGUCUGGAAGCUCGUUUCCAGCAGUGUGUACAAGCCGUAUCCCAGCUGGAAGAGGAGAGGGACCAGCUAAUCCACGAGCUCGUGCUACUCCGGGAGCCAGCCCUGCAGGAGGUGCAGCAAGUCCACCAGGACAUCCAGGCUGCCUACAAGCUGCACGCACAGGCAGAGCUGGAGAGGGAUGGGCUCAGGGAGGAGAUCCGGACGGUGAAGCAGAAGCUGUUCAAGGUGACCAAGGAAUGCGUGGCUUACCAAUACCAGCUGGAGUGCCGUCAGCAGGACGUGGCUCAGUUUGCCGACUGCAGGGAAGCGCUGACCACUCGGGCAGCCCAGCUCUCAGAAGAACUGACCCAGCUCCGAGAUGCCUAUCAGAAGCAGAAGGAGCAGUUACAGCAACAACUAGAAGCACCCCCGACCCAGAGCGAUGGGCACUUUCUCCAGGAGAGCCGACGGCUGUCCACACAGUUUGAAAAUCUCAUGGCCGAGAGCCGCCAGGGCCUGGAGGAAGAGUAUGAACCUCAGCUGCUUCGGCUCCUGGAAAGGAAAGAGGCCGGGACCAAAGCUCUACAGGACACCCAGGCAGAGAUCCAGGAGAUGAGGGAGGCUCUGCGACCCCUGGAAGCAGAGGCCCGGCAGCUCCAACUUCAGAACAGGAACCUGGAGGACCAGAUCACGCUCGUGAGGCAAAAACGCGAUGAAGAGGUUCAACAGUACAGGGAGCAGCUGGAGGAGAUGGAGGAGAGACAGAGGCAGUUACGCAGUGGGGUGCAAGUUCAACAACAGAAGAACAAGGAGAUGGAGCGGCUGAGGACGAGCCUUGCUGAAGAGCUUUCCACAUAUAAGGCUAUGCUACCCAAGAGUCUGGAACAGGCUGAUGCACCCACUUCUCAGGCAGGUGGAGUCGAGGCCCAAUCCUCAGGGACUGUUUAGAAAUAUAUGGUCGGACCUGUAGCCCAGAAACAAGAAAAUAUUUAUCAAAGGAUCACUAGGGAUGGACUUUCCCCGAACAGAUAAGAGUACCAGCACUGGCAAGCAAUUCACCCUGUAAAACUACAAACAUUGGCUGUUUCGCCUAAAAAUAUUUUAGGUUGGCUGGAAGCAGAAUCCCAGUCAACUUGUAUCUGGAUUCUUUUUUGUAGGCUGCUGGUACUGAUUUCAGUGUACUAUGGAAGGGGAAAAAGAGCCUUUUAUCUUCCAGCAGAACCCUGAGUGAUGGACGCAUCACCACACCCUGAACUAUCGUGAACAAUGUUAUGGAGUGCUUUGUGCUGAUCCAAACCAAGAAUGUCUGAGGGAAAAUGUUGGGGUCAAAGGGCAGCCAAUUUCUGCUAUAUAGAUCCACAACUUUGUGCUACAGAUAUUAGAUUUUUAAAAGACUCUGCUCACAAAGCCAUCUUCCCCUUCAAGUCUACACUCACUUAAUUUACUCUUAAAAUAGUGUCAAAUUUAAAAAAAAAAAAAAUCACCACCACCACCCACCAGACCCCACUUAUAUAUAGCCCCACCCAAGUGGCCUGGAACUCACUCUUUAGACAACGUUGGCCCUAAACUCAGAGAUAUGCCUGCCCCUACCUCUGCAAUGUUGGGAUUAAAGGAAUGGCAGGCUUUUUUUUGAGACCAGGUCUCAAGUCAUCUAGGCUCGUUUCUAACUUAUGUGGGCCAGGAUGACCUUGAAUUUCUGGUCUUGCCUCUACCUCCCAACUGCUGAGACUCCAGGUGUGCACUGUCAGCCAUGACCCAAGACACGCCCCACCCCUCCUGUCCUGGACCUCAGAGAAAGGACUCAAACUCACGGAAACCUACAAGAGCUAGGAUUAAAAGCGUGCACCACCAUGUCCAGCUUGAUAAUUUGUACUACAUGCUAACGUAAUCACAAGUUCUAGGCAUCACUUCAAAUUUGGACCAGACACUUCAUGAUCCAAACUUUCCCAAAGCCCAUAAGUGGUUCUGGAGGUGAGAAUCAUCUAGUCAGUCCAAGCAAAAGCAGGUUUGUUUUUUUGUUUUCUUUCUCCAGUUAUCACCAAGUGGUAAGAAAGGCACAGACUCUUAAGUCUAUACUUUAAAAGUAGGGGUUCCAAUGAAAAACACUCGUCAGAUACAAGCUCUCUGUAAACAGUUCAAGUGUCUUUUAAAUUUCAACUCUGCCUUAAGUUGUCUAUCACACUGCCUUUGAGAUUCUUGGAAACCUAUGUAGCUCUCUGGAGAAGACUUCAAGAAUAUGUAAUUUUACCAAGGCUAGUUUGUGUACUAUUCAGUAAUGUCUUCGAUUUCCCUGACUGGAGUAAAGCGCUCUUUUAUCUAUG